Penicillium verrucosum is the source of this 1602-nucleotide messenger RNA. RefSeq names its product homeobox domain-containing protein. Gene Ontology annotation, molecular function: RNA polymerase II transcription regulatory region sequence-specific DNA binding; DNA-binding transcription factor activity, RNA polymerase II-specific. The transcript has 4 exons. Gene Ontology annotation, biological process: regulation of transcription by RNA polymerase II. Bases 1 to 1602 code for a protein of 533 amino acids. Lineage: Eukaryota; Fungi; Ascomycota; Eurotiomycetes; Eurotiales; Aspergillaceae. The record is from RefSeq and is a predicted model, not a curated record.
AUGUCAGUCGGCGGCCCUUGCCUUUGGUUGCCUUCAUUAUCUUCGCCAGUUCCUUCGCCCCUAUCUGCAGUUUCAUCUCAUCUAUCAGCCCGAAAUAGCGAGAGACUCUCUUUAGGGCCUAGGACUAUCUCGCCACGGCUAUCUGUGCAGAAGAAAGAGGAGCCCGGCGUUCCUGUUCCUGUGCACGUUCCCGUUCGUCCAGUGGAGAUGCAGCCGACUGGUUAUAAGGCUGAGAACGCCUUGAAUAACCCAGUGGCACAGCCUGUCAGCAUGGGUUCAGCGCCGUAUCUGGAGCGAGAUGUUUCACGGGACACGGUCAACCACCGGUUGGAGGCGGCGAAACAGGAUAUGCUUCCACGUGUUAAGUUGGAGAUUCCGAGUCUGAAUCAGCGGGGCUUUUCGACUGUUCAGCCCCUGAUCGGGCACGGGGAUCAUCCUGAAGACGCGGUUUCCUCGUUUUCGGGCCCGCAUGACCCAAGAGACGACCACGAGAGAGAAUCGACAAUCAGUCCUGAUGACGAUAAGGAUAUGAUGGGUAGCGAUGAUAAUAGAUCGCCUUCGAUGGAGAAGAAGAAGAUGAAGCGUUUUCGUCUAACACAUAACCAAACCCGCUUUCUGAUGAGCGAGUUCACUCGCCAGGCACAUCCCGAUGCGGCUCAUCGAGAACGUCUGUCGAGGGAGAUCCCUGGGUUGACCCCGCGUCAAGUACAGGUCUGGUUCCAAAAUAGACGAGCAAAGCUCAAGCGUCUCACUACGAAUGAUCGAGAGAGGAUGCUCAAAUCUCGGGCCCUUCCUGACGAUUUCGAUACCACAAAGGUUCUCCGCACACCCUUUGAGGGGAAACAAUCAGGUGUCACGCCAGUGGCAUCUCCACAAGGCUACGGCGUUCCAAAUCCAGAUUUCGGGGCUUUAAGAACACUGCGUACCGAUUGCUACGCCCGACCAAAUGAAGAUGAAUAUCUCGUCUCACCUCUCAGCUCUGCAUCAACAGCAGGAACCUACAUGUCCUCGACCGGAGGACGAAAUGAGAACAUGUCUCAGUCGAACGUGAUGUUCCGCCCUGCUGCGUCUGCUUCCAUGUCCGAUUUACAUAGAACCAUCCGCAACGAUUACCCAGUCACUAGGUCAAGCAGCUUGUCCGAUGCAUCGGCCCAUCCGUCGCCAUAUGCGGGGUAUCCCAUGCAUAAUCGUUUCGCGGGGCAGCCAAAUCAGCCAGGUCUACCGUAUAUGAGACGACCCAUGGAAUACGCUAUGCCUCGUCAUCCAGGGAUGGGACCCUAUGACCAACAGCAAUCUUUCGAGGGCUCAGUGUCGCCGACAGACACUCAAGGUUCUCACAUUGCCUAUGACAUGAACAAUCUGGCCCCCCAACAACAAAACUACAAUCUUGGAAUGGGCUCUCAAUUACCAACCCAAGGCCGACCCAUGGCCACUAUGCAGAACCUGCCAGUCACGGCCGCACAAGACUAUCGGCCUUAUGCCUACGAUGCCACCGCAGGCCCAAUGGGCACACAAGUCCCCUACACACAAGCAAACACCUCGACUCUGAGUCUCCCAACUUCGGAGCCAGCAUACAACUACCCCAAUUAUAUUCAGCAGUGA